Messenger RNA from Trichosurus vulpecula (common brushtail), 924 nucleotides. RefSeq names its product peroxiredoxin like 2B (gene PRXL2B). The transcript is spliced from 7 exons. Bases 148 to 753 code for a protein of 201 amino acids. The record is from RefSeq and is a predicted model, not a curated record. Lineage: Eukaryota; Metazoa; Chordata; Mammalia; Diprotodontia; Phalangeridae.
AUAUGCAUAUCGGGUGGUUGGCUAGGUCCAAGUCCUAGUCGGUGGAGCAGCCCAUCUGUGGGGGCGACCCUUCCUCCCUCCCACCCCAUUCAGCGUCCUUGUGCUGGGCCAGUGGACUGAGCUUGUGGAGGCACCCUAGGGCCUGCAAUGAGUGCCCUGGACCUGGCCCGGGUGGGCGCUUGUGUCCUCAAGAACGUAGCGACAGGGGAGGCCGUGGAGCUAAGGAGCCUGUGGCAGGAGCAUACUUGCGUGGUUCUGGGGCUUCGGCGCUUCGGUUGCAUGGUGUGUCGCUGGAUCGCCCAGGAUCUCAGCAGCAUCAAGGACCUCCUGGAUCAGCACGAGGUGCGCCUGGUGGGCAUCGCCCCGGAGACCCUGGGCCUGCAGGAAUUUCAGGAGGGGAACUACUUUAAAGGAGAGCUUUAUCUUGAUGAAAGUAAGCAGAGUUACAAGGAACUAGGAUUUAAGAGGUACAACAGCUUGAGCAUCAUCCCUGCUGCUUUAGGGAAGCCAGUCCGGGAUGUUGCCGCCAAGGCAAAGGCCAUUGGCAUCCAUGGUAACUUGUCCGGUGACCUGCUGCAAAGUGGAGGGAUGCUAAUUGUCAGCAAAGGUGGUGACAAGGUGCUGCUGCAUUUCAUCCAGAGCUCGCCUGGGGAUUACGUUCCCCUGGAAACCGUCCUCCAGACAUUGGGCAUCUCUGCAGAUGCCCGCUCCAGCGAGAAGCCUCAGUGCACUGAGGAUGUGUGCACGAGAUGACGGGCACUAGGCCCGGAAACUCCUGUAGACUGUCUCCUCCUCCUGAGUUUCUUCCACGAGAGGGUCAGACUGAAGAGCCCCUUCACAGGAGGCAGGGGUAGAGCCAAGAUCUGCCUGUGAGCCAUCCAUGACCCAUGAAUGCUAUUAAUUAAAAUUGGGUUAUCAAAUGAA